Molecule: messenger RNA, 345 nt
Organism: Rhizophagus irregularis DAOM 181602=DAOM 197198
Lineage: Eukaryota; Fungi; Glomeromycota; Glomeromycetes; Glomerales; Glomeraceae
Source: RefSeq, a predicted model, not a curated record
ACAUGAUUAGUUUAAACUAAGAAACAUGAUGUUUUUUUAAAACGCAAUCAUGUAAUUAAUUACUAACGAACCGUGACUAUUCGGUAAAAUUGACCGGAUUGGUUAGGAUUAACGGGAUUGAUCAUUCGUAUAAGUACUAGUCAAAUAUUGGAAUGCAUUUCUUAUCUUGUACAAAAGAUGAACAAAUUGUAAAAGAGUUUAUCGUUACUUUCGGCAUUUUUUUAAUAUGCGAGGGUUUUUUAUUUCAAUACAUCAAGGUUUACAUCUCCGUAAAUCUUACAAUCGAGUUAUACUCUAUUUUUUAUUUAUUUUAUUUUAGACUUAACAAUAAGAGAGUUUGAAUAG